AUGGUGGCUUCGGAGAUGCGUCUUCCAUGGGAUUUGGUGGAAGAGAUACUCUCUUGGGUUCCACUUAAAUCUCUUAUACGUUUCAGAACCGUUUGCAAACGGUGGAAAGCUCUUUUCGAAGAGAAGAGAUUCACCAAAAACCAACUGGCUCGUGCCAGCCGUCCACAGUUCAUAUUGUUUAUUGCCGAAUCAAUGAUUUAUUCGGUUGAUGUCAUUCUCGACGGUUGUCCAUCGAUAGAGAUAAAGUUGCUUAAGUUACCCUUAGAUACUACCGCUUGUAUUCUUUCAAUGGAUUUAGUUGUUAAUUGUUGCGAUGGGUUAUUGCUUUGUUCUGUCCCGAGUAACCGGUUAGAGGUUUGCAACCCGUGGUUGAAACAGGCUAGUCCACGGAUCAAAACGUUUGAAAAAACUUAUUUCAAUGGCAUAGGAUACGAUAAUAGUAGAUCCGAUAGCGAUUGUUACAAGAUACUUGCGUCAAGUUUUACAACUGAGAAAACUUGGAUCACCGAGUUUGGAUCCAAUGCAUGGAAGUUGCACCAGUUUGCAUCCGAGAAUUGGUGGUUGAUGUCAGAUUAUAGUGUAUCCUUGAAUGGAACUUUGUAUUGGAUCGGUUGUAAUUCCAAGUGUCGUGAAUUUUUCAUCACUAGUUUUGAUUUUUCUACGGAGAAAUUCAAAAGAUAUUUUUGUGCAUUGCCUUGCAAGAGCGCUGAAGGCCUGGAUAGUAGGUCCCUCGAGGUUUUUAGGCGAGAUCGAUUUUCUUAUUUACAUCAAUGCAUUGAAACAAAGGAUAUAGAGAUUUGGGUGACAAAAAAGAAGAUUGAUAAUAAGGAUGGAGAGAGUGUGGAGUGGAUGAUGUUCAUGAAUGUGUCAGUUCCUUACACGUCGAAAUUAAGAGACAUGUGCUUUAGAUGUCAGCGAAGUUACUUCAUCGACGAGAAAAGCCUCAGUCUCGCAUUGUGUUGUGAGGAUUAUAAUGGGAAUAUUUGUAUCUACAUUGCAAAGGGAAAAAUGUCUAAAAAAAUUAAGAUAAAAGGUGUGGAUAGGCAUCAUUGUCUUCAUCGUACGUAUUUUCCUAGUUUGGUCCAAGUUCCUUCAUAUCAAAGAGAAGUAGAAGAAAUAUAA
Molecule: messenger RNA, 1122 nt
Organism: Eutrema salsugineum
Lineage: Eukaryota; Viridiplantae; Streptophyta; Magnoliopsida; Brassicales; Brassicaceae
Product: jacalin-related lectin 38
Exons: 1
Coding region: 1-1122 (373 amino acids)
Molecular function (GO): protein binding
Source: RefSeq, a predicted model, not a curated record